Eimeria acervulina is the source of this 6075-nucleotide messenger RNA. RefSeq lists its product as hypothetical. The transcript has 15 exons. The record is from RefSeq and is a predicted model, not a curated record. Bases 1 to 6075 code for a protein of 2024 amino acids. Gene Ontology annotation, molecular function: nucleic acid binding; protein binding. NCBI's taxonomy places the organism in Eukaryota, Apicomplexa, Conoidasida, Eucoccidiorida, Eimeriidae. Gene Ontology annotation, cellular component: nucleus.
AUGCAGGUGCUUACUGCGCAGCAGCAGCGGCAGCAGCAGCAACAGCAGCAACAGCAGCAACAGCAGCAACAGCAGCAGCUUCUAAACAUCGAUAACUGCGGCUGGCACUGCGACGUGCGGCUGAGGUGCCCAUACACCCCAACGCUUGUCUUGGCGAGGCCUCGGUCUCUAGUAUUCCUUCACCCCCAAUCCAAAGGCAGCAGCAGCAGCAGCAGCAACAGCAGCAGCAGCAGCAGCAGCAGAGAAGGUUAUGGCGGCACCUCUGCUGAGAGCGCCUGCACCUCUUCCUCUCCCACCGAAGCAGCAGCAGCAGCAGCAGCAGCAGCAGGAACGGCGGUUUGCGGUGUAGAGGCAGCAGAUGAGGGUAUUUUAUCAGGGUCUUCUUACUUCUCUCCUCCUGUUGUCUUGCCUUGUGAGUCUGCUGUCUCUGCUCUUGCUGCAGUGCCCCGCAGACCUCUGGGUUUCCCCUCAGCUGCAGAUACACCUGAAAGGAGACGGAGCAGCAGCAGCAGCAGCAGCAGCAGCAGCAAGGAGACACAGAAAGGGUUUGAAGACCUCCUUGUCCUCACAGACAGCCAGGAGCUGCUGCUGCUGACAUACGACAAGACACAACGCCGUCUGCUGCCUCUACAAAUCAUCGAUCUACGCCUUCCUUGCUUCCGACGGAUUAAGGGGCGGCCUUUGGUGGCUGUCUGUCCCCUCACAGGAGACAUCGCAAUCCAUCAGUAUGAAUUUAGAGUACAGUAUUUGCAGCGCCGUAGAAGCAGCAGCAACAGCAGCAGCAGCAACGGCAGCAGCAGCAGCAACGGCAGCAGCAGGAGCAGCAGCAGCAGCAGCAGCUUGACGGAGCCGAGCCGAGUAAAGCGAGUAAAAGAGCAGGUUCAGCAUCCGCAGUGGCAGCAGCAGCCACAGCAGCAGCAGCAGCAGCAGCAACAGCAGCAGGAAGCAGCAGCAGCAGACUGCCCUUCAGGGCCCCCUCCAUACAAUCCGCAGCGCGUUGUCUUUGUACAUGAGUUAGGAAUAUUAGACUUAGCUUUCAUAGCCCCGCAGCAGCGGCAGCAGCAGCACUGCAGCAGCAGCAGCAGCAGCAGCAGGGGCAUGCUUUUUGAUUGCGGUUUAGAAGGAGGGGAGAGCGAUGAGUGCAGCAGCAGCAGCAGCUGCUGCCAGCAAUUGCUGUGUCUCUACAGCUGCCCUGCUGUUAGCAGCCUCGGCUGUUCUUCUCCUCUAGCAUUACCUAGUUUCUUCUUAAAGCUGCUGCAUCUUCCUGCUGCUGCUCAACCGUUCAUUAAUACAGACCCCACAUCUUGCUGCUGCGGACCUCUUAAGGGGCCCCUGCAGCUGGCAGCAGCUGCUUCAAAGCUGCUGUCUCUUCCGCUCCCCCUAGGCGGGGUUGCUGUGUUUGCUGCUGAUUCUGUCUCCUGGGUAGCACCGCAUACACCGCAGAGAGAAGCUGCAGCACCUAAAGGCACCCUUGCUGCUGCUGGCCACACUACCAGCAGCAGCAGCAGCAGCAGCAGCAGCAGCAGCAGCAGCUUGAGCAGCCGCCGUCUUGCUGCUGCUGCUGCUGCAAAGGGACUCCGCGUUGUUUGUACGCAAACCACCUUCCCGGGCUGUGAUGAUAUCGUCUCUGCUGCGCUGCUGUCUCCUCCUGCAGCAGCAGCAGCAGCAGCAGCAGAGGAUCAAGAGCAGACGUGCGUCUUUGUAGCCAUUGACGCCAGGGGAAACGUGCUGCAGGCGGUGCUGCGGGUCCCGUCUGUCUCCGACUGCAGCAGCAGCAGCAGCAGCAGCAGCAGGUGGGGUGAGCCGUCUUUGUCUGUUUGUUACUUGGGCAGGGCAUGCGAAGCAACGCAGCUGUCUCCUCUGGGGCCCCACACAUUUUUUGCUGCUUCUACCUGCAGCGACAGCUUGCUGCUGCAUAUCCGAGAGCCUCCGCUUGAUGGCCCCUCCAGCAGCAGCAGCAGCAGUAGCAGCAGCAGCAGCAGCAGCAGUUUGAAGUGUAGGCGGGUCUCUGACGACGCAGGAGCGGGCUCUGCUGCGGCGGGGUGGCAGCAGCAGCAGCAGCAGCAGCAGCAAGAGAUGCUGCUGCAUGCAGCAGAGAAGCAGCGAGGGCGUCUCCGAGUGAUUGAGGCCUUCAGCAACUUGGGCCCCAUUGUUGAUUGCUGCAUUGCUGACUUUGAAGGAAAGGGACAGAGACAGCUGGCGGUUUGCUGCGGCAGCGGGCCCAGCGGCGCUGUGCGGUUUGUGCGCGAUGGUCUCUUCCUGCAUGCAGCAGGAGCAGCAGCACUGCAGCAGCCAGUUGAGGGUGUAUGGUGUCUCCGUUUGCUGCGGGGCGGAGCCCCGCUGCUGCUAGCUGCUGUCUCUCUGCCGCAGCGCUCGUUGCUGCUGCAGUGCGAAGCAGCAGCUACGGGCAACCCAGCAGCACAGACUGAGGAAGGAGGACAGCUGGAGGCAGUCGAGAGCUGGGGGGCCUUCGUAACGACGCAGCCGUCUCUUCUUUGCUGUCUCUUUGUCUCGGGAGACAGCAAAGAUGAUGAACAUGCAGCGCAGCAAAUGCAGCAAGACACCAGCAGCAGCAGCAGCAGCAAUACAGACACUGCAGACGAAGAAGACACCUCGGUGGUGGUGCUUCAGGUGCUGCAGCAGGGGGUGGUCGCCUUAGAGGCUCACGAGGCGUCUCUUUCGCUUCGAGCUGCGGUGUCUGUGCAGCUAACUGUCUCUUCUUCUGGUGUAGCCUCCCUUGAGCUGCAGCCCUGUCCCCUCAGUGCUUUGUGUGGGGCGCCUGCUGCUGCUGCUGCUGCUGCUGGAGCAGCAGAUCCUUGCAUCAGCUGCGCCUCGGUGGCGCCGCUGGCAGGUGUCUUUGCUAGGGGAAUGCCUUCUGCUGCUGCUGCUGCAGCAGGAGAUGUUUUGCUGCUGACGGCAGACUCUGUUGCUGCUGCUGUCUCUUUAAGCGGCAGCAGCUUCAGGUGUCUCGCCACCUGCGACUUGGGGUAUGAGGCCUCUGCAGCACAUGCUGCAAGGCUCGACAUCUCUGAUCCUGCAUGUGCAGCAGCAGGAGACGAAGGGCUAGCUGCUGCUCCUGCAGCAGCAGCUGCUGCUUCUCCUGCUGCUGUCUCUGUUGCCCUCGCUUCUGUUGCUCUGUUUGAUGAGGGCUCUGUGCGUCUCCUUUCGCUUCCUUCUUUGCAGCCUCUCAUGGUCCUUGAUGCAUGCAAGGGAGAGUUAGGGGUGUGGGUGACGUCGACUUGGUUGUGCUGCAUGGGCAGUCUCUGUCUCUGUCUUGCGGGGCUGAGUAACGGGAGGGUGGUGCUCUUUCGUCUUGGGUUUGCUGCUGCUGCAGCAGAAGCAGCAGCAGCAGCAGCAGCAACAGCAGCAGCAGCAGGCAGCUGCAUCGGGGAGGAGACACCGCUAGUCACUGGGGUGCAUCUUAACUCGCUGUCUCCUGUCUCCUUGCGUCUGUCUCUGCUCUCUGCUCGUGUUGUCUCCUUGGGUGGGGGCCCUGUGCGGCUUGCUGCUCUUCCUUUGCUGCCUAGGCUGAGCUCGAAGCGCAGCAGACACAGCAGCAGCAGCAGCAGCAGCAGCAAGUCCCGCGGCAGCCUCACUUACAACCACGUUCCCUCUGUCUCGCUGCAGCACGUUGCUGAUUUUAGCUGCAGCGCCACAGACCCCAGCCUGGGCCUUAUCUGGGUUGAGGGUGCUGCUGCACCUGCUGCAGCAGCAUCAACCAGCAGCAGCAGCAGCAGUAGCAGCAGUAGCAGCAGCAGCAGCGCAAGCGGUGGAUGGCGCCGCGAAUGGGAAGGCGCGCUGCAGCAGCAGCAGACGCAGCAGCAGCAGCAGCAGCAGCAGACGCAGCAGCAGCAGGCGCAGCAGCAGCAGCAGCCACCGCGGGGUUUGCUGCAGGUCGGGGUCCGUGAGGAGGCGCAGCGGCUGCACUCUUUGCUGCUGCCUGUGGGGCGUACAGUCGAUGCAGUCUGUGCACUCGAAGGUGUCUCCGUUGUAGCUUUGGCGUGCCCAGCUGAAGUCGUGGGAGGACGCGAAGAGCCCAGCUGCAUUUUGUUUUUAAAUCCGAACACAAAGACAGUCGAAGGAAAGUUUGUACUGCCGCAUGCUGCACAUGUUCCUGCUGCACUUUGUGUGGGGCCGAAGCAGCUGUGCUGCAGCAGCAAACGUACAUGCAGCAGCAGCACAAGCAGCAGCAGCACAAGCAGCAGCAGCAGCGCGCUACAGCAGCAAACCUCGUCUACAGCAGACAAUGCAGCAGCAACAGCAGCAUCUCAGGCACUUGCUGCUGCUGCUCCUGGUGCUGCUGCUGCUGCUGCUGCUGGAGGAGGAGGAGACAGUUGUGCCGAGCUGCUUUGUGUAGGGACAGCAGAAGUUGUGCUCAAUGACUGCGUACCCCAGAACGGCUGCAUACACCUUCUGAGGAUAUCCAGAGUGCAUGGGAUGCUAAUUAUAUCGGAAGCAGCAGAGCAAAUGCGGCUGCUCUCGGGGGUGCAAGAACUGAGGGUAUUCGAUGGGAUGAUAUUAGCUGCUUGCAACCAUCAGCUGCGUCUAAUUCAGCUGGGCCUUCCGUUCGAGGCAGCAAAUGGAGACAAAGCUGCGGGGCGCCCUGCAGCUUCUGAGCAAAGGGGACAGCGACGCAAACACCAGCAGCAGCAGCAGCAGCAGCAGCAGCAGCAGCAGCGGAGGCGAGAUGGCUCUAGCUUCUUAGAGGCUGGGGAAGAUGCAGAGCAGGAGACCAGUGAGGGUCUUGCUGCUGCUGCUGCUGCUGCUGCUGAGAAGGGCCUGCGCUCUUUAGGGAGGAUACAGAUGCGCUGCGUUGCAGUGUUUGCUGCCAGCACCUUCAUUGCAUCUCUAGAUGUCCUGGAAGACAGGCUAAUAUGCGUAGGCGACAUGAUGUCUUCUGCUUGUAUGGUGGAGUGGCUGCCUAAAGAACAGACGCUAAAAGAAGUAGCCAGGGAUAUGCGAUGCGCCUGGCCUCUAGCUGUCUCCGUCCUAGACCCCAAUUCUUGUCUCAUGGCUGACGGUGAACAAAAUUUGUGGGUGCUGCGGCGGGCGCUGCCUGAAGGAGUUUUAAAGGGUCUCUGCAGCAGCGAGGGGCAGCGCUCUGCUGCUGCUGGUGCUGCUGCUGCUGCUGGUGCUGCCGCUGCGGGUGGUGGCGCUGCAGCAGCAGACGGCGCUGGGAGCAGGGGCCCGCAGCAGCAGCAACAACAACAACAACAGCAGGCGGGGGGAAGCGCAGCAGCAGCAGCAGCUCCAUCGCCUGCAGCUGCAGCAGCAGCAGCAGCAGCAGCAGCAGCAGGAGGGGACACCUCAGGAGGCUUCAAUAUUAGCGAUGCUCAGCGCUUUCGUUUGUUUCCUUCUGCUGCUAUGCAGACGCCCGUGUCUGUAAAUAAAUUUAUCCACGGGGGUAUUACGCUGCAGCUAGAAGAAGGCCUGUUAGGAGACAGUGGAGGAGAGCAGCAGCAGCGCAACCUGUCUCGUGGCUCUCGAGGAGCAGCAGCAGCAGCAACAGCAGCAGCAGCAACAGCAACAGCAGCAACGGCCCCCAGCGGUGAGUCAUUAGGGGGGCUGCUGCAAGACGCGCGUGGUUGUGGGCUUCUUCGUGGUAUGAGCAGCAGCAGCAGCAGCAGCAGCAGCAGCAGCAGCAGCAGCAGCAGCAGCAGCAGAUACAGCAGCAGCAGCAGCAGCAGCAGGCGGGAGAUAUCGUGGAGCUUAUGCUGUCCUAAGUCUACAAGGACGUGGGUCUCUGCAGAAGGCAGUAUCGGAGUUAUUUUAAAGCUGAAAGACACAGAAACAUUUGCAAGGAUGGCUGUCGUAGAAGAAGCAGUCGGCGAUAUGACUGAGUGGAUCGGCUCUCGCGUAGGGCCCCCUAGCUACGGCGUCAGUCUAGAUGGGUCGAAAGCCCCAGCAAAGGGUUUUAUUGAUGGGGAUGUGUUGGAGCAGCUGCUGCUGCUGCGGCCUCGAGAGCAGCGGGAGGUUUACAAACUUGCUCGAGUCACCGCUGAGGAGGUUGGGUUGUCUCUUCCAUCCCUAGACGAGCUGCUGCUGCAGAUAGAAAACCUGCGGCAGCUUCACUGA